This is a messenger RNA of Lindgomyces ingoldianus, 2141 nucleotides long. Its product is annotated as Metallo-dependent phosphatase. Lineage: Eukaryota; Fungi; Ascomycota; Dothideomycetes; Pleosporales; Lindgomycetaceae. The record is from RefSeq and is a predicted model, not a curated record. Bases 239 to 1927 code for a protein of 562 amino acids. Gene Ontology annotation, biological process: calcineurin-mediated signaling; fungal-type cell wall organization. The transcript has 7 exons. Gene Ontology annotation, molecular function: calmodulin-dependent protein phosphatase activity; calmodulin binding. Gene Ontology annotation, cellular component: cytoplasm; calcineurin complex.
GUUUGCCAGCACACCACUAGGCACGCGACGCCGACGACAGCGACUCUAUUCACAUCCAGUUCUAGCUUACCAUAGUUCUGAGCUAUCCGCACCACUCCAGACAGCCUCGGCACUCGUUUCACCCGUCGCCACUACAGGGUCUCCGCUACCCUCCCCACUCCCCCCUCGUUGCCUCCCGCUCUUCUCUGCCACCCAUACCCACAAUCCUGCGUCGCUGCCCUCGCCAAGUCUGCCUAGCAUGGACAACAGCCAGCAGCCGUUUGACCAGACCAAAUACCUGGACAAUGCCAUCCGCGCUGUCAAAGAGAAGAAGCCCCUGCCUGAGAUUGACUUCACCCUGCAUACGAUGGAAGAUGGCACCCAAGUGAGCACCUUAGAGCGCGUCUGCAAGGAUGUUCAAGCGCCUGCCUUCCACCCGCCGACUCAGGACCAAUUCUUGUCGCCGCAAGAUCGCACAAAGCCCAAUCUGCAGUUCCUGAAGCAGCAUUUUUACCGCGAGGGUCGUCUGACUGAGGACCAAGCUCUAUGGAUCAUACGAAAAGGUACCGAGAUUCUAAAGUCAGAGCCGAAUCUGUUGGAGAUGGACGCGCCUAUUACGGUGUGCGGCGACGUUCACGGGCAAUAUUACGACCUCAUGAAGCUGUUCGAAGUAGGCGGGGACCCUGCUGAGACGCGAUACUUGUUCUUAGGAGACUACGUUGAUCGAGGAUACUUCAGCAUUGAGUGCGUUCUGUAUCUGUGGUCUUUGAAAAUCUGGUAUCCAAACACCCUCUGGUUGCUCCGUGGGAACCACGAGUGUCGGCAUUUAACCGACUACUUUACGUUCAAGUUAGAGUGCAAGCAUAAGUAUUCGGAGCAGGUCUACGAAGCUUGCAUGGAAUCCUUCUGCGCAUUACCCCUCGCCGCAGUCAUGAACAAACAAUUUUUAUGUAUACAUGGCGGGUUGAGCCCUGAGCUACAUACUCUGGAAGACUUGAAGAGUAUUGAUAGGUUCCGGGAGCCGCCCACUCACGGACUGAUGUGUGAUAUUCUGUGGGCCGACCCACUGGAGGAAUUCGGGCAGGAGAAGACAAACGACUUCUUCAUCCACAAUCAUGUCCGCGGAUGCUCGUACUUCUUUUCAUACCCGGCCGCAUGCGCUUUCCUUGAGAAGAACAAUCUUCUGUCCAUCAUCCGCGCCCACGAAGCCCAAGACGCUGGGUAUCGUAUGUACCGUAAGACUCGUACUACCGGCUUCCCUAGCGUCAUGACGAUUUUCAGUGCGCCGAAUUAUCUGGAUGUUUACAACAACAAGGCGGCGGUUCUGAAGUAUGAGAACAAUGUGAUGAACAUCAGACAAUUUAACUGCACGCCCCAUCCCUACUGGUUGCCCAACUUCAUGGAUGUGUUCACUUGGUCACUUCCAUUUGUUGGUGAAAAAAUCACUGAUAUGCUCAUUGCAAUAUUGAAUACCUGUUCGAAAGAAGAGCUUGAGGAGGAGACUCCCAGCUCCCUACCUUCAGGUCCCUCUUCCCCACCACUUUCUGCAAACAUGGAUCCAGAGUCCACCGAAUUCAAGCGUCGGGCAAUCAAGAACAAGAUUCUUGCUAUUGGCAGACUCUCUCGCGUAUUCCAGGUAUUACGUGAAGAGUCUGAGCGCGUUACUGAAUUGAAGACAGCAUCCGGUGGCAGACUCCCUGCGGGUACCCUCAUGCUCGGUGCAGAGGGAAUUAAGCAAGCUAUUCAUAGCUUCGAAGACGCCCGAAAGGUUGAUCUCCAGAACGAGCGACUCCCACCAAGCCAUGAAGAAGUUCGAAAAUCGCAAGAGGUUAGCCGAGAGCAGGCUCUCGAGAAGGCUACCAAGGAGGCGGACAACGAUACAGGACUCGCGACCGUCGCUAGAAGAAUCAGCAUGUCAUCCGGGUCUGGACGUAGCCGAAGGAGCUAGUAGCGGUUUUGGGACUGACGGCUCAAUUUGAUAAGAGUAUCUGACUCUUCUUUCUGACCUGGGCAUUACACUGUCACUAGUAUACCAAUCAGGCGUAUUGUGAAGCCGGGGGCCGUGACCUAGAGGGAAGCCUACGAUGAAUAGUUGUAAUUGGGCUGAUCAAGUGCCCAUGGCUUAGAGUGCCAGCGUAGCUGGGAAUGAGAUUUUAUUUUUG